AUGAUUCUAGCAGGUGAUAUGUUUCCGUUAGGAACUCGUUUAUCUGAAUAUGCCAGAAAAUUGCCGCAAAGUAAUCCAAAUGUGCGAAAGAGAAUAUAGAAGUAUAUAGAGUAUAUAGAAAAAAUUAAAGCCGUUCAAUUUAAUGACCCUUACAUGCUACAUCUAACUAACGAUUUACCAUUAACGGUAUCUACCGGACACGUAAUAGAUUACCUCUUAAAUUUUAAGUCGCCUUAUACUGGAUGUAUGCCGGUAAGAAAUAUUCGCAGUCUUGAGGCGUAUCGAAAGUUCCAGGCAGGAUUUGUACAAUCCGUGAAGGGGCGCGUGGUAGGGAACCACUAUGUUGUGGUUGGAAAAGUUUCUCACUCGAUGCGUCUUAAUGAAAAACCGUUGAAUUCUUGGAUCAUCGUCAGAAAAGACGGAAGGAUUAUAUCAGCACAUUGUGACUGUACCGCUGGUAUAAGUGAGACUUGUUCACAUGCAAGUGCAGUGUUGUAUGCUUUAGCUAAUCUAAAUUCUCAGUCGUCGAAUGUCAAUGUAAUGGAGUUA
Molecule: messenger RNA, 549 nt
Organism: Armigeres subalbatus
Lineage: Eukaryota; Metazoa; Arthropoda; Insecta; Diptera; Culicidae
Molecular function (GO): zinc ion binding
Source: RefSeq, a predicted model, not a curated record